AUGUCUACCUCUAAAGAUGGCUAUCUCCUAUCCCGCAACUUCAACGCCUCAUCCAGGUUGACCGCCCAACACCUCCUCAUUUGUCGAAGGACGGCAUCCUUACUUGACUCUCGUAUUGCAGUUGGCGAGACAGGAGACCCGGGGCGUCCGUUGGUAAUUGCGGACAUUGGAUGUGGAAACGGUAUAUGGACCAUCGAAUUGUCACAAUCCAGCAACUGUCAGGUUGUGGGGCUGGACAGCUCGUCAGAACUAUUUCCACCCGAUGACAUAUGGCCCCGCAACUGUACUUUCGACACCUUCAACGUCCUCGCUCCAGUGGAGAGAAAGUACAUUGGGGUAUUUGAUAUCAUCAACAUUCGAUUGUUAGCGGGUGGCCUGGGCCGUAGGGACUAUGAUCGAGUCCUCGCCAAUUUGAAGCUCAUGCUACGCGAGGGUGGAUGGCUGCAGUGGCUUGACAUUACGCCGCCAUACAUCCUCACCUAUGCAAGAGAGGCUAGUCAAACCUUACCUGUUUCGAUUGGCUGCGAAAUGCCACGAGUCGUCCAGUCAUUGGGAUGGCUAGGUCACUUACCGGACUUGCUGAAAGAGACGGGCUUUACACGGGUGGAAAGCAGCAGAACUCAACCACAGGGCGCCCUUCUCAAGCAUGAGACCAACAAUGUUCUACUAGCAUUGUCAGAGAUACGCGAUCAUCUUCGUCACUGCCCCGAUCGCGUGGGCGGAUUUGAACGAGCUUUUGACGAGGUCUGCAACUUUGUCGUCGAAGGAGGAUUGGUGGCCCUCAUUACUCGCCAGCUACGUGGCACCACGAUCUAUGCAUUCUGGACUGGCACCUCCUACCUCAUGACUUCCGCGAUUGCGCAGCCCUUCAUCUCGACGAUAUCCGAGCGAUUAGGCAUCCAUAUGAGAAUGAUCUGGUUUUCUGUCAGUGCGUUUGCUGCAGGCUCAAUCAUCUGUGCCCUGAGCCGGGACUUCAUUCCUCUGCUUGCUGGGCGAUCUUUACAAGGUUUGGGCGGUGGAGGCAUCAUUACGCUGGUCCAAAUCAUAUUUGCUCGACUCGUUCCUUUGAGAGAGCGACCUAAGUGGUUUUCUAUUGUUCUGACCACCUGGGCCGUCGGAAGUGUUGUUGGGCCAUUCCUCGGUAGUGUCUUGACAACGACCUCCACCUUUCACUGGAUAUUCUGGAUAAAUCUGCCUAUCUGUGGACUAGCGCUGGUCGUCAUACCGUUCACAAUUCCUUCUUUUCGACCAACGGCGCAAUGCUCCUGGUCAAAGGUAGACUGGGCAGGCGGAGCGAUAUUUUUCACAAGUUUAACCAGCGUUCUCCUUGGACUAUCUUGGGGAGGGGUGACUUUUCCAUGGACCAGUAAAUGGACUAUAUCCAGCAUCACACUUGGGUUUUGCGGAACGCUUCUAUUCGGUAUCUGGGAACAUAACUUCCCAAAGUUCCCUAUCUUCCAAUCCUCCUUGUUCAAUACAGCUUCAAGGAUUGCGCUAUACUUCUGUUCCUUCUUACAGGGUCUUAUUGUAAGUGCAAAUGCCUUACGAAAACGCCGGGAGACUGAAACAUAUACUAGCUAUUCUGCCUCUUAUACUACGUCCCGCUCUACUUUGCCUCUGCCCAGCAACGAACUCCGAUGGUGUCGAGUGCCUGUGUUCUGCCCCUUUCAUGUUCAUUACUACCGGGAGCCGCCAUCACAUCGCAAGUCAUCAGCCGCACAGGCGGCUAUAAAUGGAUCCUCGUCGUAG
Exophiala spinifera is the source of this 1749-nucleotide messenger RNA. RefSeq lists its product as uncharacterized. The record is from RefSeq and is a predicted model, not a curated record. The transcript is spliced from 2 exons. Bases 1 to 1749 code for a protein of 582 amino acids. Gene Ontology annotation, biological process: transmembrane transport. Gene Ontology annotation, molecular function: transmembrane transporter activity. Lineage: Eukaryota; Fungi; Ascomycota; Eurotiomycetes; Chaetothyriales; Herpotrichiellaceae.